Messenger RNA from Lithohypha guttulata, 1749 nucleotides. RefSeq lists its product as uncharacterized. Gene Ontology annotation, molecular function: sucrose alpha-glucosidase activity. Gene Ontology annotation, cellular component: cytoplasm. Gene Ontology annotation, biological process: sucrose catabolic process. The record is from RefSeq and is a predicted model, not a curated record. Bases 1 to 1749 code for a protein of 582 amino acids. NCBI's taxonomy places the organism in Eukaryota, Fungi, Ascomycota, Eurotiomycetes, Chaetothyriales, Trichomeriaceae. The transcript has a single exon.
AUGGACACCAACAAGAAGAUCCGAAACGCACCAGUAUAUCAUAUUACUGCUCCUUAUGGCUGGAUGAACGAUCCUUGCGCUCCAGGCUUCAAUGCAGAGACACAGCAGUAUCAACUCUUCUAUCAAUGGAACCCGUUUGGCUGCGAAUGGGGCAACAUGUCGUGGGGUCAUGUGACAAGCGAUGACUUGGUUCACUGGAAGUACGGCGCCGAACAACCUGUCCUUUCUCCUGAUCAAGCAUACGAUCACGAAGGAGUGUUCACAGGAUGUAUGGUACCAACCUCGAUGGAUGGGCAUAGCCAAGGAGCGACAAUUUUCUACUCAUCCGUAUGCAAAUUGCCAUUCAGUUGGGAGACUCCGCCGUAUCCACGUGGUGCAGCUGGAAUCUCUGUUGCCAAUCUAGUGGAGGAUGGUAAAUGGGAAAAGUUCCAAGGAAACCCUAUCGUGAAAGCCGAGCCUGAAAGCUUGUCAGUGACAGGCUUUCGAGACCCAUUUGUCGCUCAGUGGCCAGCAUUAAAGAAGGCGAGAGGUACAUCAGCUGAUCUUUUUGCAGUCGUUGCAGGGGGCGUCGAAGACAAGGGCCCUUGUCUCUUUCUGUAUGAGGUCAAAAUGGGGAACAUGACAGAAUGGGAGUAUGUGGGUAUGCUGAUCCAGAAACCAUUGCACUGGCGUCUAGAUCGGCACUGGAGCGGAGAUGCAGGUGUCAAUUGGGAGUGUCCAGGUUUCAUGACUCUUCGUGUGGGGAGUAAUGAGCGACACUUUGUCCUGGCGGGAUCCGAAGGCGGUCUCGACCGGGAUCACGUACUAGCACCUGACAUGCAACUUCAAAAAAGCCCACAGCGGAACGCCCGGUGGUGCAUGUGGAUGGGAGGCGAUUUCUCAGUCGAUAAUGGUACUCCCGAAUUCGAGCCUAAGUUCGCUGGUUUACUAGACUGUGGCGUGUUCUAUGCUGCAAGUACCUUCCACGACCCCAAGAGCAACCGUCAAGUGCUCUGGGGGUGGAUCAUCGAGGAAGACGCCACCAUUCAACGUUGUAGAGAAAAAGGGUGGACUGGCUGUCUAGCCUUACCCCGAGAGAUCUUUCUUUUGGAGCUACACAACAUCGAGGGCACCAUCAGCUCCCAAUUAGAGAGAAUUGCAAGCUUCAAUGUGGAGUCUGUGGACUCCCUGUCCACUGUGCGGACAAUGGGAAUCAGACCAAUAGCGGACCUGCAGGCAUUACGUGGCAACUCAGUACUCGAGGCUGGGCAGGUCUUCGAGCUCAAACAAGACACAGAGCAACAUUUGUGUUCUUGCAAGAACACUAGAUGGGAGUUACGAGUCUCGAUCAAUCUCGACCAGCAGUGCUCACGCGCAGGAAUUCGGAUUGUCCAUGAUCGUAAGUCUUCAUUGUUCACCGAGAUUUUCUUCUCGAUCAAAGAUGAAGAGAUCAUCGUCAAUCGACCCAAGCAAGCAGGAAGACGCCAAAACUUUGAGACGAAUAACCGUCAAGAAAGAGGUCCACAUACACUGCUUCGUCGGCAAGAAGAUGGAAGGUCAAAGCUAGAAGCACUGGACCUCAGAGUCUUCAGAGACGGCCAAGUGCUUGAGGUCUUUGCGAAUGAUCGUUUCGCGUUGGCGACUAUGGUCUACAUUGACGUCGAAGAUAGCAAAGUGCUAGACGAAGUUUCUUGUUUUGUUGAUACAAAGACCUCCGCCGAAGCAAAGGCUCAAUGCUGGGAAUUAUCGCCCUUCAUUGCUAGAGAGUAA